ACUGAAGGGAAAACAAAUUUAAAUAACAGUGAAUAAAAAUUGUAGUCUGAAUGGACGAGGUGAAGGAAUGAAUGAACAAUUCAAUGAACAACAAGUGUCUGAGGAUGUGAACAAGUAAAUGUUAACCAGCAGAAUGGUUGAGAUACGGUAGUUCAUGAAUACGAAAUUAACGAAAUCAUACCAUGUUCUGACGUAGCGGAAUUCUCAAAUUCAAUGUUUAUUUACCUGACGGAACAGAAAACAGUUAGUUUAAAACCUCCAGCUGACAGUGGCUAACAUUUAAUGAAUUCACAAAUCCCCAUGCUAUGUUGUGGAUGCCACUGAACUGGUGUAUACUUUUUGUCAGUCUGGUCGUCGCCGAGUCGCGGAAGGCCAGAGUUGAUCAUGAAUUUCUUUGUACCAGAGAUAAAAAUAAAAUUCUUCUUUCGCUGCUGGCCGACUUACACACAAGGAUAAAAUUACACGAGAUUAUCGGCAAAGAAAUCCAGGAAUAUAAGGAUUUGAUGAGAUCAGGCAUUGAAAACACAUCAUCCAAGUCUGAUCAAAUCCUGGAAUCUUCUUUAAGUGAGUUCCUUCCAAACUCUGAAAAUAUCUGGUCAGUCCUCGCUACUCUAUUCCCCGAGGAAGAUGGGGAAAAAGAAACAAGCGAGGUUUUCGAUUCUAUUAAUGGAAAGAAAACUGGUUACAUAACAUCAUGGAAAACGUAUACGUGCAGCUGGAGAUUUGGAUGUCUGGUCGUUUGUCUCCUAAUAACAUUUAAAAGAGAUUAUUUUUGGAAAAGAAAAUUAGAAAGCGUCUCUCGAAUGGAUGUAUCUGUCCAGUGUUGUAUGGUGGACUGGCCAGAGGAGGUUUCGUUUGUCCCGUACUUUGCUCCUCUACGCGAGGAUGACUUAGAAACUGAUGCCCUGGGUCGAAAAUGUCCAAACUUUUAUAGUCUGCCAGGAGAGGAUAAGAAAUACGAACUCAUCAGAAAGUUGUCAAAACACUUGGCCGUGGGAGAAGCCAUGGAUCGAGUGGGGAUACUUCUGGGGUUGACGGCAACGAAUAUUUGCAUAAUUAAGCAGGACUACCGAGGGGAUUCCAUAGAGAUAGCAUACCAGUGCUUGAAAAAGUGGACGGAGAUCAGACCGAGCGAGGGAUGCAGAGAGCUUCAGGACGCCAUAGUAAGGGCUGGCCUGGGUGGUAUUCUUCGCCGAGUUUCGUUUUAGUGGAACCCCCGGCUUUAUAUUCAGUAUUGAAGACAUGCAUACGCUCUAAUUUCAACAAAGCACAGUUUUUACUGUUGGUAUAGUUUAGCUUAAAUAUUUGAUGGACAGUGAAUGUAUUCUCUGUUGUUGGGUGUUAUACACUAAACGAAACAAAUUAUAACAUAUAAAAUCGUGAAAUCUGAUGGUAAAUCCUGUUUUUUAUGUAAAACAUGCCUAUUGAAUUAGUCUUUAUUACACCUAUAAUUCGAUACCCCCUUUAUACAAAAUACGUUUUUUUUUUUAUAAACAUGGUUUCAUUUUGUUUACUUUUUGGCCUCUAAUCAAGAUCUUUCCUCCGGGUUCUGUAAGUCUUAAAGUAUGAAAUACGCUUCUCUUAACAGCGACCCGUAUAUCAGUAAAUAUUUUAAAAUACAUUUUAAUUCUUUGCGAAGCUGUUGUGGUUUAGGUUGUUAUGACGAUUUUAGUCUAAGAUUCCAAAAUCUGAGCAACUACACUUGUCACACGACUUGAAUAUAUGAGGUUUCAAUGACUUUCGAAAAAAAUAUUUUUAAAGCCAAAGCACUUCAUUGCAAAAAUGCUACACUUAUAAAUACUAUAAUUAUUGCGUAUGUAUGGUGCAUUUGUUUGUUUUUCAUGACGUUUCAUAUGAAAUCAAUAAUCUUUGAAACCGAGAAAACCUUAUAUCGAUGAUACAUUAUGCUUAUAUCAGAAUGUUUAUGCAUUAUAUAUGACACUAUUUGGAAUUUUAUUACGUUUCUAAAGAGAAUGAAAAUCUUCGAAACCGAGAAAACCUUGUAUUUAUGAUACAUUAUGCACUGGCGACAUUUGCUUGUUUUUCAGUGGUAUAAUGCUGUGAUAUAUGAAAACUGUUUGGAUUUUUUAUGACGUUUCUAAGGAAAAUCAAAUACCUUAGAAACUGAAGAAAUCUUUGUAUUUUUUAUGAAUAUCUAUUCAAUUUUCCUACUUGAACUUUAUUAAAUAGCUAUGUUUGGUUUUCUAUGACGUUUCUUAAAGAAACUGGGUUUCCUUUGAAGCCUAGUAAAAAUAUCAUUAAAUUCAUAUGUUUAUUUUACUUGAGUUAUAUGUUGACAUGUAUUCUCUAUUAUAUUUUGUGGAACAUAAGCUGUGUAGCUGUAGGUUGCUUCUUAUGACGUUUGCUGAGAAAACCAAUCUCUUUAACCGAAGAAACAUUUUUGAAUAUUUAUGUAUCAUGUUAAUCAUGACCAUGUUUACUCACGAUUAUCUUGUUACUUUUUAAUUUAUACGAAGAAAAUUCAUUGCUAUCAUUUUAUCUAUAAAGAAGAAUGUUUGUGUAGCAGGUUAUAUCCCGAUAAAUCGAUUUGUUAUUUGUUUUGUUCAUCCAUGAAAGACACUUGGACAUGUUUAACAAGAUGUCGUUUUUACACAAGAUGUGCGAGGCAUUGUAUCAUAUUUGUCAUGACGUUUUGGAAUGUCCAACAUUCCAUAUCCGAACAAAUAAAAGUUGCUGUUAUAGUUUUAACGA
Messenger RNA from Magallana angulata, 2712 nucleotides. RefSeq lists its product as uncharacterized. NCBI's taxonomy places the organism in Eukaryota, Metazoa, Mollusca, Bivalvia, Ostreida, Ostreidae. The transcript has 9 exons. The record is from RefSeq and is a predicted model, not a curated record. Bases 306 to 1208 code for a protein of 300 amino acids.